CGGGGCGAAUCCCAGCUGACGUCACUCACACUCAGACUUAAAUACAAGCAGAGCAGCGGCUGUCACCACAGUCAGGCCAAGUCCACAGACAAGCCUUCAAACCAGGGAUUAUUUGGAUCUUGUGCUUUUCUUUUUAUCCAGUACCAGAUCCCACAUUUACGCACAGCGCGUCAGUCGACAGAUCCUUUGGCACAAUGACACUGAACAAGGGAGACAAAUUGCGGAGCAUGGACAAGAGGAGAGCCAGCACACCGUUCCCCACGAAUCUGCCCAACCUCCACCGGAGGAGCAUGCCCGUGGACGACCGGGAUCUCCACACCACGGUGCCAUUAACGGGAGGCACCGAGGAGCUGUCCAACCUUCUCCGCUACAACUCCUACUCUCCCAACGAGCAGCACCGCAGGAGCUGCGCUUCCGACUCCUCCGACUCCGUCAUUUCAACCGGCAGCGAUGCGGAGUCCCAGGUUUACAAGGUGGUUCUCCUCGGGGAGCACGGCGUGGGGAAGUCCAGUCUGGCACGGGUCUUUGGAGGACUGGAGGAUUCCGGUCACGACUGUGAUGAUGCAGGAAACACUUAUGACAGACCCAUUGUGGUGGAUGAGGAGGAGGCAUCCAUCAUGUUGUAUGACAUCUGGGAACAGGACAACAGCCAGUGGCUGAAGGAGCAGUGCAUGAGGAUGGGAGACGCCUACAUCAUCGUGUAUUCAGUGACCGACAAGUCCAGCUUCGAGAAGGCGUCAGAGCUACGCAUUCAGCUGCGCCGGGCCAGGCAGUCAGAGAACAUUCCCAUAAUCCUUGUGGGCAACAAGAGUGACCUGGUGCGAUCCCGAGAGGUGUCUGUAGACGAGGGAAGUGCCUGUGCAGUGGUGUUCGACUGCAAGUUCAUCGAGACGUCCGCCUCCCUCCACCACAACGUUCAAGCCCUCUUUGAGGGGAUCGUCAGACAGAUCCGGCUGAGGAAAGACAGCAAGGAGGAGAAUGCACGCCGCAUGGCCAACUGCAGGCGGAGGGAGAGCAUUGGCAAGAAGGCCAAACGAUUCCUGGGCCGCAUCGUUGCUCGCAAGAACAAGAAGAUGGCUUUCAGGCAGAAGUCCAAGUCCUGCCACGACCUGACAGUUCUCUGAAGAAAACCGUGGACAGAACUUUUUCUCCACAAAAUUGGCCUCUGAAGACCAGAUGCUGUGUGAAUGUUUUAACACUCUGAAGGACUGGUAGAGAUGCACACCAAUAUAAAUACAUAUAUAAAUAUAUAUUUAUAUUUUCUAGAAUCCAAGUGGAGGCAAACAUGGUUGAUAUUAUUCCAGUCAUAUCAUGGUAACCGCAGACACUAAUUUAAUUUUUUUACAACAAACAUAUUGCUGUUAAAACAAUGUGAUUAGAAUGUAUGGAACUGAAAACCAUCGACUUGAUGUUUGUAUUGACUUUCAUUCAUUUCUCCAGAGCUGGUGGAGACUGAUGCUGUAUAUAUAUGUAUGUAUAUGACCGACACUGAAUAUUACACAUCUCAUUGUACCACACACUCGAGGCACACAGUACACAGUACUACGUCAGCUGGAGGUGAAUUUACUUGAAGUGAGGUGUGCAGGUUCACACCUCGGCCAAGUAACUGUGGAUUUGUUAAUCAAAAACAUAUAUUAAAUAACAGUUUUAUUUUGUUUCCAUAACAUUGAAUUCAUGUUGUGGACUUAUGAUUAAAGCAAUAAGUUCUGUUCUUUCUGUGAAUUUUGACAUUUCUUGGAAAACUCUUUGUUUACAUUGUAUUUCUUUUGCAAUAAAACUUGAAAAAACAAAUUACGACCUGUCUGUGCUUU
Molecule: messenger RNA, 1811 nt
Organism: Cynoglossus semilaevis (tongue sole)
Lineage: Eukaryota; Metazoa; Chordata; Actinopteri; Pleuronectiformes; Cynoglossidae
Gene: rrad
Product: Ras-related associated with diabetes
Exons: 5
Coding region: 195-1124 (309 amino acids)
Biological process (GO): negative regulation of high voltage-gated calcium channel activity
Cellular component (GO): plasma membrane
Molecular function (GO): GTPase activity; GTP binding; calcium channel regulator activity
Source: RefSeq, a predicted model, not a curated record